Messenger RNA from Impatiens glandulifera, 1292 nucleotides. Its product is annotated as protein SRC2 homolog. The coding region runs from base 150 to 1019 and encodes 289 amino acids. The record is from RefSeq and is a predicted model, not a curated record. Lineage: Eukaryota; Viridiplantae; Streptophyta; Magnoliopsida; Ericales; Balsaminaceae. The transcript has a single exon. Gene Ontology annotation, biological process: defense response.
AUAACACCUAAUUUAAAGGUCAACUCUUUGAUAUGAUCCCCCAUUACUAUGUGUUCUCCAUCAACAUAUAAAGCAGAAUUCCAAGAGUCUGAAUCCCUCCUCUCCUAUCCUCUCCUCCAGUCUCCCCAUCUUAAUUUCUGGAUCAAAAGAUGGGAUCCCGACCACUAGAACUGACUGUUAUCUCUGCCAAAGGUCUUAAAGACAUAGGAAAACUGUCGAAGAUGGAUGUGUACGUAGCCGUGACCAUCAACGGCGACUCACGUACUGAGCAGAGGACACCCGUGGAUCAAGAUGGAGGAUCUAGCCCCAAAUGGUCUCAUCCCAUGAAAUUCACAAUCAAUGAAUCAAACCAGAUGAAGCUCGAUUUCCGCCUCCGUCAUGAACGUGUCCUACUUGGUGACAAAGAUGUCGGAGAAGUCCAUCUUCCGAUCAAGGAACUCCUUGACAAAGCCUCCUCCGGAGACAACUCUAAUUCCGUGCUGGCAGAGUUCCCAGUCCGAACUUCGUCUGGUAAGGAAAGAGGUAAGUUAAAAAUCUCAUAUAAGUUAGGGGCACCCACGCAGGCCACACCAUAUUAUCCUCCUCCCGGGGCUGCUGCAAUGCCACCACCAGGAAUGAACUAUCCUCCUCCUGGGGCUGCUGCGAUGCCACCACCAGGAAUGAACUAUCCUCCUCCCGGACCUGGGAUGCCACCACCGGGAAUGAACUAUCCUCCUCCUGCCGGGUACCCAGCACAGCCUGGAUACCCGGGGCCUUCGGCUUACGGAGGAGGAUAUGGGUAUCCUGCUGCUCCACCUCCUCAGUACGGAGCACCUCCUCAAUACGGUUAUCAGGGUGGGGCUCCGGGAGGGUAUCAGUAUUAUCAGCAACAGCCGCCAAGGAAGAGUGGUGGUGGAAUGGGGAUGGGGGCGGCGGUGGGAGCUGGGGUGGUGGGAGGGGUGAUAGGAGGGUUGGUGCUGGGGGAAGUUGUAUCGGAUGUAGUUGAUUUUGAUGAUGGUGGCUUCGAUUGUGAUUUCUGAAGCAUUUGAUUAUCUAUGAGCUUUGCUUGUUUAUGUUGAUUGUUCUUAUAAAGAGACCAAGUUUUAAAUCCUUGUAAUUUUACUUGGUAUGUUUCUGCAAAUUCCAUAUAUAUAUAUAUAUAUAUAUAGUCUCCAUUUCUCUAUCUCUUGGGUUUUAGGUUGUGUGUUUGUUUGUAGAGAAGAAUCUAAAAUGGGGAUGGAUACAUUCUUCUGAUCAGAAGUUCUCAAUGGUUGGUAAGGAUAAACAGUUAAUUUGUUGUUGGUGAAGACAAA